CAGCGACCCGUCGUGAAAGCUGAGAAGCUGGGAGGAGAAAAAGCCCAGGAGAGCCCGCUGUAGCUUUUCCUCCUGUCCUCAUCUGAUGCGAAACUGCGGGAGAGGAGAGCAGAGGAGCGGAGGAGGCGGUCAGUCCGUGCAUCCUGCGAGCUCAAACAGAGGAAACCUUGUGCUGACUUUCACAGAAUCAGCGGGGAAUAGAGGGAAAUAGUGCGCUGCCACCUGAGGAGUCCUGGGAUUAUACCGCCUGGCUUUUUAACGCUGCGUAAAAAAGAAAUGACCCAACUGUGCCGUCGACUCAAGUGACGGCUUUUCAGCGACGAGCUUCGGACACACUUUCGCUGCAACUUUCUUUUUAUUUUAAAGAAAAAUCUGGUGCCGCUGCGACACGACAGAGGAGGUUCAUUUGAAUACUGUGACACGGACAGACCUGUUCACUCAGAGUCGCGGAGGGAUUUGCAAACAUGGGGCUGUUCGUUGUCACCGCGCUGCUGCUGCUAAAAGUAACCCUUGGAGACGCCUGUGCCAGUAAGAAGUUCACUGACUCGGGGAAGUGCUGCAGUCUGUGUCCCGCUGGCUUCGGAGUGGAGACACCGUGUGGGAAAGAGGAUACCAAGUGUGCUCCAUGCCCGAGAGGGACGUUUUCCUCCUCCGAGGACCUCGAAUCCUGCCGUGCCUGUGCCAAGUGCCCAAGUAGCCUCCCCAUGGUCGCCCACUGCUCGGCCAUUCAGGACACGCUCUGCGAGUGUGACAGUGGCUACUUCUUCAUGAGUACCUUUUCCUUGUGUGCACCUUGCUCCAAGUGCACCCGCGGCCAGGGCGUCGUCCGUGAGUGCGGCCUUCAAGGAGACACUGUGUGUGAGGCCUGUGGCCCCGGGACAUAUUCUGAGGAACGCAUCAGCACCAAACCCUGUCAGACCUGCACCCUCUGCACCGACAUUGAAGUGGAGAUCAGGUCCUGUUUGCCCAACUCUGACACCCUCUGCAUGGAUAAGAAGCUGCACAUUUUAUCCAGACCUGUUGACACCGAUGGGUCCAAAGACCCUUCUCGUCUCCCUGGUCUGGAGGAGGUGACGGAGGACGGAGAGACCAGCACUGCCACUGGAACACCCAAGUUUACCCCACAGGACGAGGGUGGCAGCAGCAACAUUCUAAUAUACGUGUCUGUUCUGGCUGCCGUGGUGCUGGGUCUGCUGAUUUAUGUGGCUUAUAAAUGCUGGAGAACAUGUAAACAGAAGAAGGCUCUGUCCAAGGCCCGUGCGGCUGAGAUGGGCUCAUCACCAGAAGGAGAAAAACUCCAGAGUGACAGCGGAGUUUUCCUGGACUCUCACAGUCUACAGGAUAACCAGCCCAGCAAAGGUACUAAGAGAGACAGCAAGCUUGACAACCGCCUGUACGUGAAUCUGCCCCCGCACAGACAGGAAGAGGUGGAGCGCCUCUUGCAAGAGGGAGGGGGUCGAGGAUGGAGGCAGCUGGGCGUAGCGCUGGGCUACGAACCAGAACAGCUGGAUCUGGUUGGACGUGGAGAAGCCCCCACUCACACGCUUCUCUCUAACUGGGCCCAGAAAGAAGGCUCCACUGUGGGACUGCUGUGUUCCGCUCUGACCCGGAUUGAGAGGAAUGAUGUGGCGAGUGCUCUUACCUGCCCCACGCAGGGCGUCUCCGUGGUCUGACCACGCGGUCACGGACUCUGAUGUGACAGACUUUGACUGAAAAAGCAGGGGAGGCACUCUGGACACCAACGCCUGUUACAGCGCGAGGCUGACUCUGACACUUCUCCACAACAUCAACAUUUUUAUAUUAUUUCUCUUUGACCCCAAAACAUCACAGUAUUUCAGAGGCUUCUCCUCUGGUUGUGAAACAAACUAAUUUCCGAAAGGACUCCACAGCAGGGAAGGAUUCUUGUGACGUGUCGUUCACCGCAGAAUAAACAAUGACUGUUGAAAUGUUUUACAAGCUCAAAGUCAGACAUUUUUUAACACCAGGAUCACCUUUUAUGGACAUUGAAGAAUCCUGGUCUGAAUCUUCUCAGACCAUCACUGAACCUCUAUAGUCUCCAUGUGGCCUGGAUUCAAAACAUGUAGAUUUGUUGGUUUGAUUUUCUUUUUCCUAAAACCACUGGUGUUGUUUAAUGUUAAAAAAAAGUUUUAUAUUUCCCAACAUUCAGCAUUGAAAUACUCUAUGUACCCUCUGCUUAGAUCAGUGGUUCCCAAAAUUUCUCAACGGCGCCCCCUUUUGUCAGGGCAGUCAAACAGAAUUAUAGAAAAGCCCCUGCACUCCAAAAUAUUAGUAAUAAUAAUGAUAAUAAUAAUAAUAUCAGCUUUUACCUUCAAGCUGAAAAUAAAAUGCUAUAAUUUCAUUAAAAGUGCUCUUUUCAUUUAACUUAAUUUUUUUUUCACAAGUUAUGCGUAGAUGUGAUUAUUUGCACGGUUGUUCCCAUUGCAUGUAAACGCAACCGACAUCAGCCUGAACACUACAGUCUGAACAGUGUUAGUUCUGUAUUUCUUUCUUUGUGUUUGUGCCUUCCUGCAAUAACUCUGUGCCCCAGGGGGCCAUGCCCCCCACUUUGGGAACCACUGGCUUAAAUAAUUGUAAUUCUGCUCAGACCAGCCUUGCUCCAUAACUCAUAACUUCAUCGCCUCAGGUGUUGAAUUUUACCACAUUUUUUUUACUACUUUUCUAGUCAUUUCUAAGCAAGUAAAAAAACUUAAAAACUUUAAAAAAAAUCUUAAAAGUCAUGUAAAUGGUUAUAAUCCUUAAUGAAGAAUUUAGAGGUAAACUCUUAUUACAGCCACAUUUUAAUUUUUUUUUAAUAAGAACACCUAUGUACUGUUGAUAUGAACUACUCACUCUGGUUAUUUCUUUGUGUUUUUUCACGUUUUUAAUAACACGUACAGGUACGUUUCAGGUACAUAAACAUCAAACAUCAAGCCUUAUUACAUUUCUUUGCUCUUUCUUUUUUUUUUUUGUUUGUCCGUGCCUUAAAAUGGUUUGUAAAUGUGACGUGGGAUCAACCAUGAACUGUGAAGACGGAUCAGAACGGAAUCAGUUUUUUCCUGCAUUCUAGCAACAUGUCGAUCAUGCUUCUGUAUUUAAUACAUUAGUAACUGACGUCUAAUCAAGACCCCGGACAAAAUACAGACAUCUGCAUUGUUGAGGUUUAAUUUUUUUCUCUGUGCCAUUCUCCUACGUCUUUUGUGUAUAUAUUUCCUAAAGGUAUUCAUUUAAUAAAUAAUUCUGAGAA
Molecule: messenger RNA, 3244 nt
Organism: Cynoglossus semilaevis (tongue sole)
Lineage: Eukaryota; Metazoa; Chordata; Actinopteri; Pleuronectiformes; Cynoglossidae
Gene: nradd
Product: neurotrophin receptor associated death domain
Exons: 6
Coding region: 465-1673 (402 amino acids)
Biological process (GO): Rho protein signal transduction
Cellular component (GO): plasma membrane; cell surface
Molecular function (GO): death receptor activity; nerve growth factor binding; coreceptor activity
Source: RefSeq, a predicted model, not a curated record